Macaca mulatta (Rhesus monkey) is the source of this 1011-nucleotide messenger RNA. RefSeq names its product prostaglandin E synthase (gene PTGES). NCBI's taxonomy places the organism in Eukaryota, Metazoa, Chordata, Mammalia, Primates, Cercopithecidae. Gene Ontology annotation, cellular component: membrane. The record is from RefSeq and is marked provisional. Gene Ontology annotation, biological process: prostaglandin biosynthetic process. Gene Ontology annotation, molecular function: prostaglandin-E synthase activity.
CCACAGUUGAGCUGCGCUGGCCAGAGAUGCCUGCCCACAGCCUGGCGAUGAGCAGCCCGGCCCUCCCGGCCUUCCUGCUCUGCAGCACCCUGCUGGUCAUCAAGAUGUACGUGGUGGCCAUCAUCACGGGCCAAGUGAGGCUGCGGAAGAAGGCCUUUGCCAACCCCGAGGAUGCCCUGAGACACGGAGGCCCUCAGUAUUGCCGGAGCGACCCCGAUGUGGAGCGCUGCCUCAGGGCCCACCGGAAUGACAUGGAGACCAUCUACCCCUUCCUUUUCCUGGGCUUCGUCUACUCCUUUCUGGGUCCUAACCCUUUUGUCGCCUGGAUGCACUUCCUGGUCUUCCUCCUGGGCCGUGUGGUGCACACCGUGGCCUACCUGGGGAAGCUGCGGGCACCCAUCCGCUCCGUGACCUACACCCUGGCCCAGCUCCCCUGCGCCUCCAUGGCUCUGCAGAUCCUCUGGGAAGCGGCCCGCCACCUGUGACCAGCAGCUAACACCUCCUUGGCCACCAGACCAUGGGCCAAGAGCCACCGCAGCUGUACCUGGGGACUUGGUGUUCCUUCCAGAUUGUGGUGGGCCCUGAGUCCUGAUUUCCAGGCGGCCUGCUGCGCAUAUGGGUCUCUGGGCCCAGUGGGCCUGUGUGUGUGUGCGCGCGUGUGUGUGUGUGUGUGUAUGUGUGUGUGUAUGUUUCUUAGCCCCUUGGAUUCCCGCAUGAAGUGACUGACGGGAACCAUUUCAAGACAGAUUGUGAAGACUCACAGAAAAUCCUUCAGCUAAAGUAACAGAGCAUUAAAAACACCACUCCCUCUCCCUUCCUAACAGUGAAAAGACAGAAGAGAGACUCUAAGAUUCCCAAAUCUAAUGAUCAUCUGAAUCCCAGGCUAAGAAUGCAGACUUUUCAGACUCACCCCAGAGAUUCUGGCCCAGCCAAUCUAGAGGCAAUACUGGCCUGGUAUUUUUUUUUUUUUUUUCCAAGACAGAGUCUUGCUCUGCUGCCCAGGCUGGAGUG